AGCAGCCCGAAGGAGGUCUGUUACUAUGUAAGAUGACACCAAGUCAUAUUGAAAGCCUCAAGAGACUGAAGAAACUUGUGUGACACACAGUGGAGGUGGAACCAUUUGGGGAGACGGCUUCUUCUUCUUCUUCUUCUUCUUACACAAGUUUCUUCAGGUGGCCUCAGACUGAUCAGGAGUCAGUAUGGCUCUGCUCAUCCACAUGCUGGCCUGUGCCUUCGGACUGGGCUCCUGGGUGGCAGUGAACGGCCUGUGGGUGGAACUACCACUCAUCGUCAACACACUCCCUGAGGGCUGGGAGCUCCCCUCCUACCUGACAGUUAUCAUUCAGCUGGCUAACCUGGGACCUCUGCUAGUCACACUCAUGCACAAACUAUGUCCGGGGCGCCUAAAAGAGCAAGUUGUCAUAUACAUCAUCCUCUCCAUCGGCAUCCUAGCCUGCAUCCUGCUCGCCUUCUUCUGGGACAAGACUACAAUUUGGGCUGGCGCUCCGCACAGCACUGCCUUCUUCAUCAUCACCUUCUUCCUCUCGCUGGUGGACUGCACUUCCUCAGUUACUUUCUUGCCUUUCAUGAUGCAGCUUCCCGCAGUAUACAUCACCACUUACUUUAUUGGGGAAGGGCUCAGCGGUUUCAUUCCUGGCAUAGUCGCCCUGGCUCAAGGUGUCGGCAUUGCCAAAUGUGUCAACAGCUCCCAAACUGUAGGAAACCAAACAGAUGGAAACAAGUGGUCAAUACAUACUGAGUAUCUUCCUCCAAACUUCUCCACUGAGGUGUUUUUCUUCUUCCUAGCGGCCAUGAUGUGCAUAAGUCUGGCUGCUUUUAUUGCACUGAACAGACUUCCUCGGAUAUACGAGCUGUCCACUGAAAACCUUGUGCCAGACUCUGUGGCAUCUGUCUCCUCCGGCCUUGACAACCCCGGAGCAGAGAUAGAUGGAAAGGACAUGAGAUGCCAUCGUGAGGGGGCAGCUGAGAGCACACCUCUGCAGGCAGGCCCAAAACACUCAGUGUACCAGAUGACUUUCAUCUACUUCCUGGUGGUGUGGGUUAAUGGUGCAACCAACGGCCUGCUGCCCUCUGUGCAGACAUACUCCUGUAUGCCUUACGGGAAUCUGGCCUAUCACCUGUCUGCUGCUCUGGCAUCAGUGGCAAACCCAAUGGCUUGCACCAUUGCAAUGUUCUUCCAAAACAGGUCACUGGUGUUUCUCGGCAUGCUGACGGUAUUGGGGACAGGAUUUGCCAGCUAUAACAUGGCAAUGGCAGCUAUGAGUCCGUGUCCUUUACUUCAAGGGACUGCAGCGGGGGAGGCGAUCAUUGUGCUCUCAUGGCUCUUCUUUACUGGGACGCUGUCUUAUGUUAAAGUGAUGGUGGGUGUCAUCCUGAGAGACCGGAGCCACAGUGCCCUGGUCUGGUGCGGAGCUGCAGCACAGAUAGGCUCACUGGUCGGUUCGGUCACCAUGUUUCCUCUGGUUAAUGUCUACCAGCUCUUUACGUCAGGAGACUUCUGCAACACUAAAUGUCCCUCAUGACAGCACUGAGAGGGAGGCUGGAUAGGUUUUUUAUGUAAAUGUACUUAUUUGCUUUGUUGCCAAGAAUUUUUUAUAACAACAAUGUAUGAUGUAUAAAAUAUAAUGUAUAAAAUAAAAAUGUAUAAUGGUCGGGGUCGUGUUCAACACAAAUUAAUAAAGGCCCCAAAAAACAGGUCACUCCUGGUUAAUACAUUUUAAUACAUUUAAUACAUUCAACAAUAUAAUCAUGUUAUUUUCAACACUUUGUUGUUUUGGAUUACUCAUCUAAAGUAUUAUUGCCA
Molecule: messenger RNA, 1809 nt
Organism: Scomber japonicus (chub mackerel)
Lineage: Eukaryota; Metazoa; Chordata; Actinopteri; Scombriformes; Scombridae
Gene: slc52a3-1
Product: solute carrier family 52 member 3
Exons: 4
Coding region: 185-1528 (447 amino acids)
Biological process (GO): riboflavin transport
Cellular component (GO): plasma membrane
Molecular function (GO): riboflavin transmembrane transporter activity
Source: RefSeq, a predicted model, not a curated record